Stegastes partitus (bicolor damselfish) is the source of this 1568-nucleotide messenger RNA. RefSeq names its product GRB2 related adaptor protein 2a (gene grap2a). The record is from RefSeq and is a predicted model, not a curated record. Gene Ontology annotation, molecular function: protein binding. Bases 274 to 1134 code for a protein of 286 amino acids. NCBI's taxonomy places the organism in Eukaryota, Metazoa, Chordata, Actinopteri, Pomacentridae. The transcript is spliced from 8 exons.
CAUCUUCCGUCUUUACUGUGUGCAGUGAACGCAUCAGGAGAGAGAGAGAAAGAGAAAAGGCGCUCCUUCAGUCUGAACCUGGACUUUAAUUUGGCGUUAAAACAUGCCAGGAUUCUAAAACAUGCAGCUGCGUUCAGACAACAGGAGCUUCCGGCCUUAGAAUAAACUUCAUCCAAGUCAUCUGCACUGAGAAGCAAAGAGGUGAGGCUCGUCGCGGACCCUCGUGUGAUCGCUCUGCUUUUCUAAACAUCUCCGACACUUCAGCUGCUCCUGAUGGAAGCCAGAGGAAAGUACGAUUUCGCUGCAACAGCGGACGACGAGCUUAGCUUCAGAAAGGGAGACAUACUGAAGGUUUUAAGCCCACAGGACGAGUGGUGUAAGGCAGAAAUGAACGGAAUGGAGGGAUACGUGCCGCAAAACUACAUCGAAAUAAAUACUCCAAUGUGGUUCCAGGAGAACGCCAGUCGUAACGCUGCAGAGGAGCUGCUGAGGUACAAAAACGUGGGAGACUUUGUGAUUCGAGGCUGCCAGAGUUCCCCCGGAGACUUUUCCAUCUCUGUCAAACACGAGAAUGACGUCCAGCACUUCAAAGUAAUGAGGGACAACAAAGGCCAGUACUUCCUGUGGUCGGAGAAGUUCACCUCCCUGAACAAGCUGGUGGAGUUUUACAAAAACACGUCCAUCUCUAAAACCAGGGAGAUCUACCUGAACGACGGCAGCUCGGACAGCAGGAGCCCGUCCUCGGCCCAGUCGGUGAAGAGGGGAAGUUUGCCUGAACAGCGUAACGCAGCGGCGGCUUUUGAUGCGACACCACGCAGAGCUUCAGACCAGACUCAUAACCAGCUGGCUAAGCGAACCGGUCUGGAGGAGCGUGCUCACACCAUCGGCCACACAGGAAGAAGCAGCCCCAUCAGCUACCCUCAACGCCACUGUGAAACCAUGCCCCCGCCUCAGAGGGCGUCCUUGCUGCAGGUGAAGGCGCUGUACGACUUCAAGGCAGAGGAAGAGGACGAACUCGGCUUCUUCUCCGGCGACAUCAUCGACGUGUUUGAUCGCUCCGAUGCGUCGUGGUGGAAAGGGAGACUGCGGGGGAAGAGCGGGUUGUUUCCCGCUAACUACACAGCACCGAUGUGAGGAAACUCCUCGAUGACGCCUUUUAACUCGCCUGCACACGAACUAGAGCUUCAAGUGCUUCGAUAUGUGAAACACCGAGCAGGCCUGUGGUCUGAGCGCUGCAGGUCGACUCUCCACCAGACGACUGUUUCACACAGCGCUCAGGUUUUGUUGAGCAUUUUUCGUUAGAGAGGAGCAGAGAUGCAGCUGCAGGAACCUCCUACAUGUUCUACCAGCUCUCAGAAAGCGCUGACAAAGAAUGUUUUUUAUCACUUUUAUUAUGACACGUCUGUCAGCAGGUAUUUAUUUGCUGAAGGCUCGUUGGCUCGGCUGCCGAUGAAUCAACUGUUUCUGCUCGUGUUUCGACAAGUUUUGUACCGCAAAAAGUUUUAUAUAGAUGUGUAUUUUUCUUGCAGCUCACUGACCUGAAAAUAAAGUUGUUUCAAUCACUGUUA